Molecule: messenger RNA, 375 nt
Organism: Symbiodinium sp. CCMP2592
Lineage: Eukaryota; Dinophyceae; Suessiales; Symbiodiniaceae
Source: the annotation of a GenBank genome assembly
AUGGACGUCUCUCUGGCUGUCAGCGAUUCCGAAUCAGUGUGUGACGCCACGACUCCUGCAGGGAACGCUGAUGAUGGCACAGAGGAUGUUGCAGUGGAGCCUGAGCCGCCUCUUGCGGACCCGACUUUUCAUGCUUCGCUUCGUGAUCUUCAGGACUUGGAAGUUCGUGUGGGCUCUCGAUUGUCACCGGUGGCAGAUGACGUCGCGGGCCUCUUGUUCCAGGUUCAGCGCCUUAGCGAUCAGUUUGUGGUUCUCCGAGCCGCUGUGAUUUCUCGCUUAACCAGCCUGGAAGAUCGCAUGUCCGAGACCGAGCAGGCCAUGGGUGAAGUCGCUCAAGCCGUUACCCGCUUGUCUCUGCAGACUGGCGACGCAUGA